Octodon degus (degu) is the source of this 1126-nucleotide messenger RNA. It is a transcript of the gene Tnfsf11, whose product is annotated as TNF superfamily member 11. The record is from RefSeq and is a predicted model, not a curated record. Gene Ontology annotation, molecular function: tumor necrosis factor receptor binding. Lineage: Eukaryota; Metazoa; Chordata; Mammalia; Rodentia; Octodontidae. Gene Ontology annotation, cellular component: membrane. The transcript is spliced from 5 exons. Gene Ontology annotation, biological process: immune response. The coding region runs from base 40 to 996 and encodes 318 amino acids.
GCCGAGGGAGCCGAGCGCCCCAGCGAGCGGGCGAGCGCCAUGCGCCGCGCCAGCCGCGACUACACCAAGUACCUGCGCGGCGCGGAGGAGAUGGGCGGCGGGGGCCCCGGCGCCCCGCACGAGGGUCCCCUGCACGUCCCGCCGCCCACCGCGUCGGCUCCGCAGCCCACGGCCUCCCGCUCCGUGUUUGUGGCCCUCCUGGGGCUGGGGCUUGGCCAGGUCGUCUGCAGCGUGGCUCUGUUCUUGUACUUUCGAGCGCAGAUGGAUCCUAAUAGAAUAUCAGAAGACAGCACUCGCUGCAUUUAUAGAAUUUUGAGACUCCAUGAAAAUGCAGAUUUGCAAGACGCAGCUCUGGAGAGUGAAGACACGAAGUUAAUACCUGACUCUUGUAGGAGAAUUAAACAGGCCUUUCAAGGAGCUGUGCAAAGGGAAUUACAAUACAUUGUUGGGUCACAACACAUCAGAGCAGAAAAAGCCACCGUGGAAGGUUCAUGGUUUGAUCUGGCCAAGAGAGGCAAGCUGGAAAUGCAACCUUUUGCUCAUCUCACUAUUAAUGCCACCAACAUCCCAUCAGGUUCCCAUAAAGUAAGUUUGUCCUCUUGGUACCAUGACCGAGGUUGGGCCAAGAUCUCCAAUAUGACUUUGAACAAUGGAAAACUAAUGGUGAAUCAAGAUGGCUUUUAUUACCUGUAUGCCAACAUUUGCUUUCGACACCAUGAAACGUCAGGAGGCCUAGCUACAAAGUAUCUUCAGCUGAUGGUGUAUGUCACGAAAACCAGCGUCAAAAUCCCGAGUUCUCAUACUCUGAUGAAAGGGGGAAGCACUAAAUACUGGUCAGGGGAUUCUGAAUUCCAUUUUUAUUCCAUAAACGUUGGGGGAUUUUUUAAACUACGAUCUGGUGAAGAAAUAAGCAUUGAGGUAUCCAAUCCUUCUCUGCUUGACCCAGAUCAAGAUGCGACGUACUUUGGGGCUUUCAAAGUUCGCGACAUAGACUGAGACUCAUUCUGUGGAGCUUUGCCAUGUAUCUCCCAGUUGUCUGGAAAUCUUGCUUUAGACAAAUCACGAAAGAUGUAUAUAGGUGUUUAAGACUACUAAGAGGCAUGGCCCACUGUGGUGCAAAAUUCAU